AUGGAGCAUUCACACCCGCACAGUCGGCGGCUCGUGACAUACGGCUCCUCGAGCAACAAACAAUCUGGCUUGAAAACCAUGUCGUCGCGUACCUCAAUCGCCAAGACCUCCAAAGAAUCCAAGGGCUCUCUUGGGAAGACUCGACAGUCCCGCACAACCACCCUCCAGGGCUCGGGCAACGAACAUGAUUAUCAAAAGCCGACAACUCCAGGCGCAACCAAUUCUCCGCACGCAACACAGAGAACUCACCGCCCACCCGAGGAUGCCAAUAUCUUUGAAAUACCAUCUUCAGACGAAGAGGCUCAGGAUCGCAUCAUGCGGCGGAAACGUCGGCGGUUCGGCGCCAAUGAAGAUGCUACAGCGCCUCGACAUCUACCGAAUUUACAUAAACCUAUCGAAAUCGAGUCAAAACCUGAGUUUCGCGAUGGUUCCGCCGGAGCCGAUAUCCCCGACCCUUCGAAUGAAAUGGCAUCGCCUCAUAGCAAGAAGAGCGCACGGGAACCCGGGCUGCCACCUAGAAAGAAGAAAGACAGUGCACGCUCCGUGGGCCUCCAGAAACAAGAUAUUCGUCCGAUUGUCACUCGAAACCCCAAAGCGCAGACACAAGGCGUUGCCUAUUCGGGUAGAGACGAACCAGCAGACAAGAUCAAGAUUCCGCCGCGUUCCACAGAAGCUCUAGCUACGAGCCCUUUGAGACAGGAAAAAAUCAUUCCUAGGAGCUCAACUCCUACCCGGAGAAGAUUGAUUGACUCCUUGGGUACGAGAGAACCAUCGGCCGAUCCCCCCUCGUCCCCAGCCAUUUCAUCUACUAGUCAACCGCCUUCACCUUUCACACCGCAUAGUCCAAAUCGAACCAGGGAAAUGGUACCACACAGCGCGCGCAUUGAAAGUCGGUCUAAAGAUAUUAGUCAGGACUCCCCAGCCACACAUUCAGCGCAUUUAUCAAGCUCCAAAGUCACCUAUGCCCGUCAGCGCUCCUUCCUAGAUGACCUUUUGGAGGACGCGCUUUUUGAUGCACCAUUAUCAGUUGAAUCUGGACAGGAGACUUCUGCUUCUGGACAGUUCAAAAUGCGAGGCAACAUCCCUAGGGCUCGCCUCUUUGCGAUCGAGGAAGCCAACGAUGAUGAUGGUUCUGUCCGAAGUAUCCACGAGCUCCGACAAGCGGGAGGCAACGCGCGCUAUCGGGGUGCAGUCGAGUCCAUAUUCGAAGAUUUAGAAGACUCCAAUGUAUCUGCGUCUGCGCGAUGCAAUGCCCUCGUUCAGCUUUGUGGAAAACUGCUAGAUCCGAAGCUAGCUCAACAAUUUGUUGAGUGCAACUUCGACAAGCGCCUUGUCGAUGGUCUCUCAAGUAAUUUCGACAAGGUCUCGUCCUCCCUCUCUUUGUGCGUGUUUGCCUUGAGCUCACUGGGCCGAUCUCUCCCCUAUGUUCUUGCAACCGCUGCAUGGCCAAAGCUGCUGAAAGUCUCCUCAGGUCUCCUAGAUUCCCAGGAUGAUAUCUGCUUUCUGGCACGAGAUCGAGCGAGCAACCUGUCUAAAGCUGCACAGAACUCCGUGCAGAACAUUACACCGCAAAUCAAGUCAACUUUAUUCCCCGACACUCCCUCGUCUAAGCUCUCUCCGUGCUAUUUGAUACUGUUCUGUCUAAGAGUGAUCAUGUCGGCAUAUCAGGCAAAGGGAGAAAGUCCGGAUGGCCUCCCAAUACCUGUGCUGAAACAGCUAGUGGACUUACUCUUGUCUGAAAGCUCACACAGUAAAAAUGCCUUGGCUGUCCAGAGGCAGAUAAUGGUCCCAGGAUUAGUUAUCCUUGAGUUUCAUACCGGUUCCGUGAAUCCCUCCCAAGAAGAUCAUCGCGAUGUCUUGAGUCUACUUGCUGGGAUGCAUGAGUUGCUUCAAGUCGAUGAAAAGUCGGAUGCAACUUUUCAUCAGACUCAGUCAGUCUAUCUUCGAGUGCUUCUGAACAUAACCAACAACAACCAGAUGCUUUGUGAUGACUUUGCGACAUGGCCGAUGAUUCAAGCGCUGGUGACGGUUGCAACAACUCGAUUCGGAGAGCUGACAGAGGAUGCGCUGGAGCAAGAAAAUAAUUCCCUCGAUACGGUUAUCUUGGCCUUGGGUGCCCUCAUCAACUUGGUAGAACAAAGUGAAGGAUCGCGUUCGAUAUUCCUCCAAUCCCCUAGUACGGGCCAGCCCCUUCUUGAACGAUUAUUGCAACUCUUUGUGUCUCAUGCAGAUUCUACUUCCAAGGCUCACUCUGUUCUGGAAGUUCACCACAAUGUUGCAGUUGGAUAUUUGGCGGUGCUCUUAUUAGCACUCUGCCUAAGUACUGAUGUUCGCUUCCAAGUCAAGAAAUAUCUGCACCCCAAAGGACUGACGACCAUUAUGUCGACUGUUGAUGAAUUUUUGCAGUAUCACAAAAAGAUUGAGCAAGAAGUGCCUUCUUUCCAGACUAAGGGAGAUCCCAGUGGGUUCCUUGUUCGAUUAGAAGACCUUAUCAGUCAGAUUCAGCGAAUUGAUAACGAGUGA
This is a messenger RNA of Penicillium macrosclerotiorum, 2523 nucleotides long. RefSeq names its product WAPL family protein. The transcript is spliced from 2 exons. Gene Ontology annotation, biological process: regulation of chromosome condensation. The record is from RefSeq and is a predicted model, not a curated record. The coding region runs from base 1 to 2523 and encodes 840 amino acids. Lineage: Eukaryota; Fungi; Ascomycota; Eurotiomycetes; Eurotiales; Aspergillaceae.